This is a messenger RNA of Carassius auratus (goldfish), 2786 nucleotides long. RefSeq names its product vacuolar protein sorting-associated protein 4B-like. The transcript has 13 exons. Gene Ontology annotation, biological process: endosomal transport; vacuole organization. The record is from RefSeq and is a predicted model, not a curated record. Bases 101 to 1624 code for a protein of 507 amino acids. NCBI's taxonomy places the organism in Eukaryota, Metazoa, Chordata, Actinopteri, Cypriniformes, Cyprinidae. Gene Ontology annotation, molecular function: ATP binding; ATP hydrolysis activity.
GCCUGAUCUAUGAGUCGGAUGGGUGUUCACAGACUGGAUAUUCCACGGCCAACAAUACCGAAACUCAACAGAGAGCGACUUCAAAACAAAUCAGCGUGACAUGGAGCCGACCAAUUUACAGAAAGCUAUAGCUAUAGCCACCAAAGCUUCACAAGAGGACCAGGAUGGAAAGUAUGAGGAAGCUGUCAAAUCUUAUCAACAUGCAGUGAAAUAUUUUCUGCAUAUAAUAAAACGUGAACCGCAGGGUAAGGAGGGCAAUCAGAAGAUCAGAGAUAAGUGUAAGCAGUAUCUAGACAGAGCAGAAGAGCUCCAAGACUAUCUUGAUAAGAAAGAGAAAGCUAUAGAUUUGGCCAGUAAGGCAGCUCAGGAGGACAAGGCUGAAAACUAUGAAGAAGCCCUGCGUCUGUAUCAACAUGCUGUUCAAUAUUUCUUGCACGUUGUCAAAUAUGAAGCACAGGGGGAUAAGGCCAAACAAAGCAUUCGGGCCAAAUGUGCCGAAUAUUUAGACCGGGCUGAGAAGCUGAAAGAAUACUUGAAGAAGAAAGAGAAAGCCCCGGCGAAACCUGUGAAGGAGUCUCAGUCCAGUGACAAAGGGACUGAAAGUGAUGGAGAAGACGAUCCAGAGAAAAAGAAAUUUCAGAAUCAACUCUCAGGAGCCAUUGUCAUGGAGAAGCCAAACAUUAAAUGGAACGAUGUUGCUGGGUUGGAAGGGGCCAAAGAGGCUUUGAAAGAAGCCGUCAUUCUGCCAAUCAAAUUCCCACAUCUCUUCACAGGUAAAAGAACUCCCUGGAGGGGCAUCCUUCUCUUCGGGCCUCCUGGAACGGGCAAAUCUUACCUGGCCAAAGCAGUAGCAACAGAAGCCAACAACUCCACCUUCUUCUCCAUCUCCUCAUCAGACCUGGUGUCCAAGUGGCUGGGAGAGAGUGAAAAGCUGGUGAAGAAUUUGUUCACUUUGGCUCGAGAGCACAAGCCCUCCAUCAUCUUCAUCGAUGAGAUCGAUUCACUCUGCGGCUCCAGGAGCGAGAAUGAAAGUGAAGCAGCUCGCAGAAUCAAGACCGAGUUUCUGGUUCAGAUGCAAGGUGUUGGUAAUGACAACGAAGGGAUUCUGGUGCUGGGAGCCACAAACAUCCCCUGGACGCUGGAUUCUGCCAUCAGAAGACGAUUUGAGAAACGCAUCUACAUUCCUUUGCCGGAAGAGCACGCUCGUGGAUUCAUGUUCAAGCUGAAUCUGGGCAGCACACCGAACAGUCUCACCGAGUCAGACUUCAUGACUCUGGGCAAGAAGACGGACGGUUACUCUGGUGCUGACAUCAGCGUCAUCGUCAGAGAUGCCCUCAUGCAGCCCGUCAGGAAGGUUCAGUCCGCCACUCACUUCAAACGGGUACGAGGACCAUCAAGAAGUGACCCCAAUGUCAUAGUCGAUGACCUUUUAACCCCUUGCUCCCCAGGUGAUCCACAGGCUAUUGAAAUGACAUGGAUGGAAGUCCCUGGAGAGAAACUUUUGGAGCCAAUUGUUUCCAUGUCAGACAUGCUGAGGUCCCUCUCCAACACAAAGCCCACUGUCAACGAGCAGGAUCUGGAGAAGCUGAAAAAGUUCACCGAGGACUUUGGACAGGAGGGCUGAACAGAGCCGGUCUCCACAAACCAAAGCAAACAGAUUGUGAUUGUCACAUCUUCUCUCGUGCCCUUCACACGCCCCUCUCUUCCUUUCAUACCCAUGCUCUUCCUCUGACUGACAAGCCCCCUCAGCUCAGGCUUAAGGAUAAAUCUAAUCUGAAAUGUGUAUCUCCUAAAGCCCACCUCAGUUUUUCUUCACGUUAAUAGCUGCUCUGACUGCAAGGAUGCCAUCAGUACCUUGUGACCAUCAUGCAUCACUUAUCAUUAAUAAGCGGUCUCAAUCAUAAUUAUCUGUGCUUUCUAUGAAUAACACAGUCAGCAGGCCCUACAACAGAUGUGCUGUAAAACAAUUAGCAAUUAUAAUUUGUUCCUAAACUAAUACUAAUGUCAGUUUUGUUUACAUUCACAUAAAUCUGAAUGGACAAUAGUUAAGCUCGGAUGACACACGAAGACUUUCCAGCUCCAUUUUAAAAUGCUUUUGUUGGAAAAUCAUUCUAAUGCUUUUCUUUACAAGGGUGGUGAGAUCUUUCUAGAGCUGUUUUCCUUCUUGUUUGAGAACGUCAUGGUUUCAAUCUGUGUAUUGGGAUUUGAUAGAACACUCAGAGAUCUGCAUUCUUUACACUCACUCUUUACAGGCACUCUUUACAUAUACUACAUAUGUUUUUAUCUCCAUGUACAUCAUUACUUUCAGUAUAUUACUGUAAAAUGUGCUAUUCCUUCACUGAGAUAUGAGUUACAUUAUAUGUUCAGGGGCUAAUGUUGGACGUUCAUUUAAAUUCACUUGCUGAGGCUCAGAACACAAUGUGCCUUCUUCGCAUUUCCUUCUGUCUGUCUCUCUCGAUCUGCAUACGCAUAGAUGCACAAAUGAUGCUUACUGAUGGUUAUAUAACUGUUUUUAUAGGCAAAAGGUUUGGGAAUAAUUGGAUGAUAUUUGCACAUUUCAUUUAAAACUUUUCAAACAUAUAUAUCAAUCUGUAUACACUUAUAGGGUGUUUGGUUUGCUGUUUAAAAACCUAUUAAGACAUUGUACUAUUAGAAUAACAAUGUAGACGUACUUGGUUUGUUUUGAGGAUAAGUCUUGUUAAACAGACGGUUUGCAUACUGUUUAAAAUUGGUUUAUCGUGUUCAUUUUAAUAUUCACAUGUAAAUAAAGGUUGAAAUGAAACUAA